AUGGGGGAGGAGAAGAGGCACCAGAUGAUGCAGAACUUGUUCGGCGAUCAGUCCGAAGAAGAAGAAGAGGUCGAUUCCGAGCACGAAUCCAAUCCCCAGCCCAAUUAUGCUUCCGAUGAAGCUGAAGGAGAGCUGAGGAACGAAGGUGAAGUUGAUGUUGAUGGACAGGAGGAUGUACAAGUGGAAAGUGAAGGUGAAAUGCGUGAAGUAGAUCCUGAUCCUGGAGAAAGUGAGGGUGAGAGAGAACAAAGUUCCCAAGAGGUAGAUAUUGGUGAUCAGAGGGAUGAAAGUGAUGUAAAAGAUUCCGACAGUGAUACUAAAGGAGAGUAUGGUCACAGAGUGGCUACCAGCCGCAGACGCGAUGUAAUUGAAAGUGGGUCAGAGGAACAUCAUUAUGUUGAUCAUGAAGAUGAGGAAGUUGAUCAGGCUACAAGCCCAAGUAAGUCACCUGAGGAGGAGAAAGAUCAGGCUCAAAUUGCACAAUCGGCUCCUGAGAUUCGUGAUGUGUUUGGUGACUCUGAGGAUGAAGACGAAGAUGCGUAUGCAGUUCAUAAUGACAUUGAGCAAGAUUCAAAUAUGUCUCCCAUGGAAGUGGAAGGAAGCUAUGAAAAGGACCUGAGACCAGAGGAUAUGCUAGCUGAUGAAGAUGCUCAAUAUGAGUCAGAAGAGGAGAACCUAGAGGCUAAACCUAAAGAGAAACCACUUGCCCCCCGUUGGGCUCUUCUUGUUUUUGGAGUUAUCAGUGUUGCCCAAAAAUUGUACAUUGCUUGUUUAUCAUUUAUGGUUUCUGGAAUGCUUUUCAAAUUAUAUUUUACAUGGAAGAAAAGCUUCCUGAUCCGGGUGAGAACCUUCACACUUACAAUUUCUGGUCAAAUACCACUCAUGUGGAUGCCUGCCAUGUUUGCCCUGGAUAAAGGGACUAUUUCUGUCCUGCUUCAGAUGAACAUGAUUAAAGUAUCCAAUAUUAUGGGCAUUGACCCAAACCAAUUUGAUCCUAAGACGUACGUGGAAGAGAAAACAUUUGUGACAGAUGAAUCUGGAGCUCAAAAACGAAUUCGCCUAGAAAACAAUAUUGUACGAUGGAGGACUGUUAAGAAUCCUGAUGGCUUGAAUUCCGUUGAAAGCAAUGCACGCUUUGUGAGAUGGUCUGAUGGUAGUUUACAGUUAUUAAUUGGGAAUGAAGUUCUUGAUAUAUCGGUGCAAGAUGCACAACACGAUCAAACACACCUUUUUCUCAGACACAACAAGUCACUUCUUCAAUCGCAAGGAAGAAUAUUAAGGAAGAUGAGGUUUAUGCCGUCAUCAUUGUCAUCAAAUUCUCAUAGGCUAUUGACUGCUCUUGUUGACUCACGCCAUAGAAAGGUUUAUAAGGUUAAGAACUGCAUCACCGACAUUGAUCCUGAGAGAGAGAAGGAGGAAAAGGAAAAGGCUGAAAGUCAAACAAUAAGAGCAAAUGUACUUCUCAACCGAAAGAGGGAAAAGGUGAACCGGAAAUAUACACCAACUGUAGAGCGGAGGCGCCAACUAUCGCCAGGAUUUUUAGAAGGUGCUCUUGAUGAGGAUGAUGAACCAGAUUAUUAUGACUCUCGUCAUUCUCACCGCUUUGAGGAAGAUCUGGAAGUUGAAGCUCGAGCAGAGAAACGCAUUAUGAAUGCUAAGAAGGGACACAGAGACAUGCUGCCGAAGUCAUCUAUGUCUUCUGUGAAAUCAUCAAAGCGCCCAGUGGAUUUCUCUGACAGUGAAAGAGAGGAAUCUGAGUAUGAAACUGAUGGGGAUGAAUAUGAGAAGUCUCCAGUUCGUAAGAGGGUUGAUGAACCAGAGCAGGAAUAUGAAGAAGAGGAAGAAGAGGAGGAAGAACGCUACGAGGAAGAUACAGAAGUUAAUGGAGUCUCCGAGGAGGAAGAGAUUGUAAUGACAUUGGCAUGUGGGGAGGAUUACUCUUCUGUUGCUAUCAUGGGUUUUUUUAUGGAGCCAAAGCAAAAGGGGAAGGAAUUUGGUGGCAGUCGCAAGAGGGUGGGAUUUGAGUCAGAUGAGGAUUCUCCUCCAAGGAAGAUUCAAUCGGGUCGUCGAAUGACAGUGGUGUAUGAUAGUGAUGAGGAAUGA
This is a messenger RNA of Dovyalis caffra, 2103 nucleotides long. Lineage: Eukaryota; Viridiplantae; Streptophyta; Magnoliopsida; Malpighiales; Salicaceae. The record is from the annotation of a GenBank genome assembly.